Molecule: messenger RNA, 1602 nt
Organism: Nannizzia gypsea CBS 118893
Lineage: Eukaryota; Fungi; Ascomycota; Eurotiomycetes; Onygenales; Arthrodermataceae
Product: riboflavin transporter MCH5
Exons: 2
Coding region: 1-1602 (533 amino acids)
Biological process (GO): transmembrane transport
Cellular component (GO): fungal-type vacuole membrane
Molecular function (GO): transmembrane transporter activity
Source: RefSeq, a predicted model, not a curated record
AUGAAAUCUCAAGACAGCACGGUUGCCGAGGGGGCAGAUUCUCAUCAAGAGGGACACCGCAACACUGACCAUCCAGGAGGGGCUGCUGGCGCAGGAUUCGAGAGUGACUCUGAAGGGCCGGCGCCGUUGACGGAAAAGAAUUCACAUGACACUGGUGCGAGGCGAGAUCUAGACAUAUCAACUAUCGAUGAGGAAAGAGAACCGCCGCUUUACGAUGAAAAGGCGCUUCCGCUGGCAGGAAAUGGACUGUUAUUCCAGGCCAUAACUAGAGAUCAGGAUGGAAAUUCGGUUCGUGUGACCCGUACAAGGUCGCUACGGUCUUCUCCGCCUGCAGACUCAGAGAACCUCACCCGGCUAGGUUCUCGUAUGUCAACAGACCCAGAUGGCAAUGUAUAUCCCGAGGGUGGAUUGGAGGCAUACUUGGUGGUAUUUGGAUGUUUCCUCUGCCUCUUUGGCUCCUUUGGACUGGUAAACACGAUAGGGACCUUCCAGGCUUAUCUGAGUGAGAACCAGCUCAAGGAGUACAACCAGAGCACCAUAUCAUGGAUAUUCGGUGUUUUUUCCUUCCUCAUCUUCUUCGGAGGCCUUCAGAUUGGCCCUAUCUUUGAUGCAAAGGGACCAAAGGGGCUUGUCCUCGUCGGUUCAGUCCUUAUCAUUGGAAGCCUGAUUGCGCUUGGGUUCUGCACUGAGUAUUGGCAAAUAAUGGUUGUCUUCGGUGUUGUCUGUGCAGCUGGCACGUCGAUGGUGUUCACACCAGCAGUGGCUAAUCCUGGCCAUUACUUCUUCCGCCUUCGAGGCCGAGCAACUGGAUUGGCCGCAACAGGUGGAAGUGUAGGAGGUAUUGUCUUUCCCUUGGUGCUAGAUGUCCUUUUCACAAAGAUUGGAUUCGCCUGGUCUACUCGCGUAUUGGCCUUGAUAUGCUUUGUUAGCCUUGGUGCUGGCCUGAUGCUAGUCAAAUCACGAUUACCCAGACAACGGGCUACCAUGGAGAAUAUCAUGCCUGACCUUCGUAUCCUCCUCGAGCCCGUUUUUGCAUGCACCACGCUCGGUAUUUUCUGUAUAGAAUGGGGUCUUUUUGUGCCUCUUACAUAUAUAUCCUCAUAUGCUAUCCAUCACGGCAUACCAAAGGGUCUAUCCUACCAGCUUUUGGCCAUCCUUAAUGUAGGAUCUUUCUUCGGCCGCUGGGUGCCCGGAUACAUAUCCGAUUAUACCGGGCGAUUCAACACCAUGAUUAUCACUGUGCUCAUGUGUCUGCUCUCCGUGUCCUGUCUCUGGCUUCCGGCCAAUGGGAACACUGCAAUGACGAUAGCAUUCGCUUUCAUCUUCGGCUUCUCAAGUGGUAGUAACAUUGGUCUAACGCCAGUGUGUGUGGGCCAGACAUGCAAGACAGAGAACUAUGGACGGUAUUAUGCCACGGCAUACACUGUUGUAAGCUUUGGAUGCCUGACUGGUAUCCCCAUUGGAGGAUCGAUCUUGACCCGGAACGGCGGUGAAUACUGGGGCCUCAUUGCCUGGACAAGCUGCUGUUACUUUGGAGGCCUGGUAUUUUUCAUUGCAGCCCGGGUGCUUCGAGUCGGCUGGAGCCCGUUCAAAAUAGACUGA